This is a messenger RNA of Priceomyces carsonii, 2301 nucleotides long. RefSeq lists its product as uncharacterized. The transcript has a single exon. The record is from RefSeq and is a predicted model, not a curated record. The coding region runs from base 1 to 2301 and encodes 766 amino acids. Lineage: Eukaryota; Fungi; Ascomycota; Pichiomycetes; Serinales; Debaryomycetaceae.
AUGACAUCUGAAAUACUGGAAGAGACACCCAGCAUGGAUACCGAGUCUGAAGUAAGACCCUUUUCCUCAGAUAAUCAGGACACAUCAAAAACUGGUGUCACUGUUAGCGUAAAUCAUUCGGCAGCUGAAGAUGAUAGUGCGAAGCGAACAUCACUCUCACUUUUAGAAAAUGACAGAGAAACAAUUGGUAUUAUAAAGAGGAGCAUCGAAGAGUCUGAAAUCGAAGCAAAUCUCAAUGCUGAUAUAAGCAAUGAAGCUUUAGAUUUAACUUCAAGCAAACCAAUCGAGCUUUCAGGACAAGAACAUACAAACUUACAAUCUCAGCUUAUUACUGGGAUAGAUAAAUCUUCGAAUACCAAGGAUAACAGAUCGGGUGCAGAUGCAAACACAACCGAUGAAUUUAAGGAAGGCUUUUCUACUGCUCUCAAGUCUGAUGGUUUCCAUAUUGAUGAAACGCGGCAUCCCAAAGCCAAGAUCGAAUCUGUCGAACCUGAGAUUCCAAGAAAUGUUGAUCAGAUUGGCGUCUCAAUAAAUGGUAUAGAUAAAGAUAUCAGCUCGAACGUACUGCCCUCCUCAUCUGGCCCUUCUUUAAAUGUGCAAAAAGAUUAUCUGGAUAAUCUUUCCAAACAUGUCCCAAUUUCCGAAUCCAUUCAUGAUUCUAAAGUCCCCAUUUCAUCAGGUAGAAAAAAUCGACUUGUGAUUUUUUGUGAGGAACCAAUCUUCUAUGAUACGAAAGAGUUCAUAUCUCGGCUCAAGGUUUCUACUAGUGACGACGUUGAGGUUGUUAAGCUAAACGAGCUCAAGACAGAUCUUAUCGAGAACAAAAACUCUUAUACUAAUGUACAUUUUUGCAUAGAGUAUAGCGACAGCUUUAGCUCGAAUCUUAAGAAUUUGACGACAUAUUUCACCAACGACUGGACUAACGUACAACCAAGCUUGAAUGUUGCUUUCCACAUUCAGUUCGAUAAAGAAAUGUUAUGGCCCCAAGAUUAUAACAAGAUAGAAAGAGACGAGUAUGAUAACUUCAUAAAGUCUUUAUCUCAGAUUAUUUCAGAUCGUAUAAAUCAAUUUUCUGUCAUUGGCAAAUCUCUUUCUGAUAUGAAUUCUCCAACAAAAAAAGAUGACAGUUCAAGUUUAAAGCAAGAAAUCUCUGUAGAGUUUCAAGAAUGGAAAAAUUUAAGAACUCUAGACUACACUGGGGGUAAUGUCGUAUCUUUUGAAGGUAUUAAUUUUCCUGAAAGCUUGGAAGUGUUAAACAUAGGCAAUCAAAAUUCCUUGAAAUCCCUUGCUGGCUUCAAAAUGCCUCACAAAUUAAGAUCGUUGAUUGCGCAUAAUACUGCCAUUUCUUCUAUUGACAACAUCAGCUUUUCACCAUUUUUAGAGAGCCUUGAUCUCUCGAAUAAUAAUAUUUAUUUUCUUAAUUAUGUUGACUUUCCAGUAAGGUUGUUGGAGAUGGACUUAUCUAAUAAUCGAAUAGAUAAUCUUAGGGGGGUCAACUUUCCCAGAACACUUAGAUCACUAUCCUUGGCUCGGAAUCCUAUUGAAUGCAUUAAAGGCGUGAAGUUCCCUGACGGUAUUCAAUACCUUGAUGUGUCUUGCAUUCCGAACGAAUCAAUGACAGGUGUUAGAUUCCCUGACUCAAUAGUUGCGUUGAAUCUUCAAGAAUCGAUGACUAAUACUAGAGGUUUGAAAUUACCUCAGUUUUUAAAAGAAGUCAACCUAAGUGAUAAUGGUGUUAACAGCAUAAAUCCCUUGAAGUUACCAAAUAGCAUUGAGCGGUUAUUUCUUAGCAAUAAUAACAUAAAAACACUCAAUAAAGUUCUGUUUCCACCUUGUUUGAAGGACCUAUACUUGGGUAAUAAUCUCAUAACCACAUUAAAAAAUGUCCAUUUUCCAGUUGGUCUCGAAGUACUUGAUUUAGAAAUGGAUCCAGACGUUGACGAGAAUGAUAGACAUAUUACUACCUUAAAAGAUGUAAUAUUUCCACCCAAUUUAAAGGUCUUGAAACUUGGCCAUCAUUCCAUAAAGAGCAUAGAAUCAAUAGAAUUUCCUUAUGGUUUGGAAUGCUUGAGUUUGGCAUACAAUGAAUUGAAAUUUGCAAGGAACAUAAAGUUUGGUCCAAAAUUAAAAACGUUGGAUCUUAGUGGAAACAGGGACUUGAUUAAUAUUGAUCAUUUUAUGAUCCCAGAUUCAGUGACCGAUCUACGCAUAGCGCCUCAGUUAAUAGAAAACUUACCGGCGUACAUCAUCGAACGGGCAAAUAAUAGACAAGUAAAGAUUUCGAAGUCUGCACCCUACUAG